AUGUCUUUUCCCUUUCAAAUAAUCGAGCAUACGAUCCCGGGUCAACACAUUCGAGAGUACCCGCACAGUACCAGGAAGAACUAUAUUCCCUUGGACCUUCCCACCCCGGUCCCUGAUAACGCAAUCACAAUCAUAGGAGCACCGGGCAAUGGCACGCAAAAGGAACUUUACGAGCCCCUCUGGGAGGAUCUUCAUGCCGAAUUGAAGCGGAAACAGAUCCCUUUGCGUGGUAUCUGGGUAGCGGACAUGUCAAACCAAGGAGCAAGUGGAGUUCUCAACGAAUAUAUCCAGGGUGAUCAAACAAACUGGUAUGAUCACUCGCGUGAUCUUCUCUACAUGGUCAAUCAUUUUCGCGACCAGAUCCCUCGUCCGAUUAUUGGUGUCGCGCAUAGUAUGGGUUGCGCUCAGCUAGUGAACCUCUCAAUAAUUCAUCCACGCCUUCUUUCUUCACUGAUUCUCUUCGAACCCGUCAUCGUGGAGAAAUCGUUCGGGGGUCCCAAUCCGGCCAUUUUCUCCAGUCGUCGCCGGGAUCUCUGGCCCAAUUCCGAAAAGGCUAAAAAAUCUCUCACGAAAUCUCUUAAGGGGUGGGAUCAUCGGGCGCGAGAAAGAUACAUCACCUACGGCCUUCGUAGUGUCCCAACUGCAAUCUAUGACCCCAAGGAGCCCAAGGUUGGCCCGCAGGCCGUAACAUUGACCACAAGCAAACAUCAAGAGUCAUGGAGCUUCACCACUCCAAACCUUGAGCCUGAAUCUUUAGAUAGGCUACUUUUGCCUGAUUGGCAUAGUGAACAAGAACGACCGUACUUGUUCUCUCGACCAGAAUGCUGGUCAGCCAUGAGGAAUUUACCAUACCUUAGACCAAGCGUGAAGUGGAUUUUUGGUGGCAAGAGCUUCCUUUCAUCACCUGGUGCGCAAGAGUCAAAGAUGCGAGCUACCGGAACCGGGGUAGGCGGAAGUGGCGGGGUGUGUGCUGGAGCUGUGGAAAAAGCGGUCCUAGCAGAGGGCGAGCACUUCCUUUGCUUUGAGCAGGUUGGGUGGUGUGCGAGUGUCUCGGGCGACUGGAUUGAGAAGUGGUUCAAUUCGUGGUUGGCGGACGAGACGUUCUGGGCGGAGUAUCGCAGUCGGAACUCGGACGAGGAUAUGUUGAGAAUGUCGGAAGAAGGAAUGAUGGUUAUGAAGAUGCCUACUGGGACGAAGAGGGGCGAUUUCCCUCCUAAAGGCAAGUUGUAA
Molecule: messenger RNA, 1230 nt
Organism: Penicillium longicatenatum
Lineage: Eukaryota; Fungi; Ascomycota; Eurotiomycetes; Eurotiales; Aspergillaceae
Product: putative toxin biosynthesis protein
Exons: 4
Coding region: 1-1230 (409 amino acids)
Source: RefSeq, a predicted model, not a curated record